AUGGGCCCUGCUAGAAAUGGUUCGAUUUACAGCAUUGUUGCAAUGGUCCCAGAUGAUCAAAUGCAAGAGAAUGCAGAAGGCAAGUCCUGGACGACCAAGGGAGAUCCCGAAAAGCUCAGGGAAACUUUCAAAGUAUUCCCCCCUUGGGCAAGGGCUGUCUUCAAGAACUGCACCGAAGUUGGCCUGUGGCAGUUGCGUGAUCUUGAUCCUCUGAAGACAUGGCAUAAAGGACGCACCAUCAUCAUUGGCGAUGCAAGCCACCCGAUGCUUCCGACCCAGGGUCAAGGAGCUAGCCAGAGUGUCGAAGACGCAGAAGCGCUCGGAGCCAUCUUCUCCGAUGUCAAGACUAAGCCAACACAGGAGGAGGUUGCUAAACAGACCGUUUUCGAAUGCAGAUACGAUCGCGCAACGCUCAUCCAGGGUUACAGCAGGCAGUCAGGCAAGCCAGCAACUGACAAGUCCACCAACAAAAUCACAAUGAAUCCCGGAGAGUUCAUGGAUUACAAUUGCAAUUACGGCGGGGCCCGAGCGUGGAUGGAGAAGCAGGCCAAGCUGAAGGAGUUGGCUGCGAUUCCUGACCACAGGCACCAGGGCGCAGCCGCCCUUGCGACAAACAUGACGGCUCUCAGUCUUGGAAGCGAAUGA
This is a messenger RNA of Colletotrichum chrysophilum, 645 nucleotides long. RefSeq lists its product as uncharacterized. The record is from RefSeq and is a predicted model, not a curated record. Gene Ontology annotation, molecular function: monooxygenase activity; FAD binding. The coding region runs from base 1 to 645 and encodes 214 amino acids. NCBI's taxonomy places the organism in Eukaryota, Fungi, Ascomycota, Sordariomycetes, Glomerellales, Glomerellaceae. The transcript is spliced from 5 exons.